AGAACUGAUCCCAGCAAACGGUUCCUUCCUUUUCAUAAUCCCUCGUUGCUUAUUUUAGCCGCUUCUCCACCCCGCCAGGAAUACCAUCCAGAUCUUAGUCCAGGUAGAUCUGACGUCAAGAGAUGGCUUUCGUAGAUUUGACGUGUAAACACUCAUUUCCAUUCCAGCUGGGAAGGGCUGGGGCUCCACUCAGCCGGGAGACGAAAGAACUGCACUUAGCGCUUGCCACCACCGCCCAGCCUCUCCUCGCGUCCCUCCUAUCUCCUUGCAGAGCAACCGGAGCGAGAAGUGGUCCAGACCCCGAGGGUGGGAAGAGCGAAUCGUUCUGGCUUUUCUCCUAUCUUGCUUCUUUCCCUCCUCUGCUUCCCACCUCUGUGCAAGGGAGUGUGUGAGCCAUGGAGCGAAGAGCCUGGACUCUGCAGUGUACUGCUUUCGUUCUCUUUUGCACUUGGUGUGCAUUGAACAGUGUAAAAGCGAAGAGGCAGUUUGUAAACGAAUGGGCGGCGGAGAUCCCUGGGGGACCAGAAGCAGCCUCGGCCAUAGCCGAGGAGCUGGGCUAUGACCUUUUGGGUCAGAUUGGAUCGCUUGAAAAUCAUUACUUAUUCAGACAUAAAAACCAUCCGCGACGGUCUCGAAGGAGUGCCCUUCAUAUCACUAAGAGAUUAUCUGAUGAUGACCGUGUGAUAUGGGCUGAACAACAGUAUGAAAAAAAGAGAAGUAAACGUUCAGUUCUGAGAGACUCAGCACUAAAUCUCUUCAAUGAUCCGAUGUGGAAUCAGCAGUGGUACUUGCAAGAUACCAGGAUGACGGCAUCCCUGCCCAAGCUGGAUCUCCAUGUGAUACCUGUUUGGCAAAAAGGCAUCACAGGCAAAGGAGUUGUUAUCACUGUACUGGAUGAUGGCUUGGAGUGGAAUCACACAGACAUCUAUGCCAAUUAUGAUCCAGAGGCUAGCUAUGAUUUUAAUGAUAAUGACCAUGAUCCAUUUCCCCGAUAUGAUUCCACAAAUGAGAACAAACAUGGGACCAGAUGUGCAGGGGAAAUUGCCAUGCAAGCAAAUAAUCACAAGUGUGGGGUCGGAGUUGCAUAUAAUUCCAAAGUCGGAGGUAUAAGAAUGCUGGACGGCAUUGUGACAGAUGCUAUUGAAGCCAGUUCAAUUGGAUUCAAUCCUGGACAUGUGGAUAUUUACAGUGCAAGCUGGGGGCCUAAUGAUGAUGGGAAAACUGUGGAGGGGCCUGGCCGCCUAGCCCAGAAGGCUUUUGAAUAUGGUGUUAAACAGGGGAGACAAGGAAAGGGCUCCAUCUUUGUCUGGGCUUCUGGGAAUGGGGGGCGUCAGGGAGACAACUGUGACUGCGAUGGGUACACAGACAGCAUCUACACCAUCUCCAUCAGCAGUGCCUCCCAGCAGGGCCUGUCCCCCUGGUACGCUGAGAAGUGCUCCUCCACGCUGGCCACCUCGUACAGCAGCGGGGACUACACCGACCAGCGGAUCACGAGCGCAGACCUGCACAACGACUGCACAGAGACCCACACGGGCACCUCGGCCUCGGCCCCCCUGGCUGCUGGCAUCUUUGCUCUGGCCCUGGAAGCAAACCCAAAUCUGACCUGGCGAGAUAUGCAGCACUUGGUUGUCUGGACCUCUGAGUAUGACCCACUGGCCAAUAACCCUGGAUGGAAAAAGAACGGGGCAGGCUUGAUGGUGAAUAGUCGAUUUGGAUUCGGGCUGCUAAAUGCCAAAGCUCUGGUGGACUUAGCUGAUCCAAGAACCUGGAAUGGUGUACCUGAGAAGAAAGAGUGUGUUGUAAAGGACAAUGACUUUGAGCCCAGAGCUCUGAAAGCUAAUGGAGAAGUUAUCAUUGAGAUUCCAACAAGAGCUUGUGAAGGACAGGAAAAUGCUAUCAAGUCCCUGGAACAUGUACAAUUUGAAGCAACAAUUGAAUAUUCUCGAAGAGGAGACCUUCGUGUCACACUCACCUCUGCUGCUGGAACCAACACCGUUCUGUUGGCUGAAAGAGAGCGGGAUACGUCUCCUAAUGGCUUUAAAAAUUGGGACUUCAUGUCUGUCCACACGUGGGGAGAGAAUCCAAUAGGCACCUGGACUUUGCGAAUUGCAGACAUGUCCGGGAGAAUGCAAAAUGAAGGGAGAAUUGUGAACUGGAAGCUGAUUUUUCAUGGGACCUCCUCUCAGCCAGAGCACAUGAAGCAGCCUCGUGUGUACACAUCUUACAACACCGUGCAGAACGACAGAAGAGGGGUGGAGAAGAUGGCGGAGUCAGGCGAGGAGCAGCCCACAGAAGAGAACCUGAAAGAAAAUCCACUGACUACAAAAAGCGGCAGCGGCGGCGGCGUGGGAAACAGAAGGGACAACCUGGUGGAGGGCGCCCCGUCUGAGGCCAUGCUGCGACUCCUACAAAGUGCUUUCAGCAAAAGCUCACCACCAAAGCAAUCACCAAAGAAGUCUCCAAGUGCAAAGCUCAACGUCCCUUAUGAAAAUUUCUACGAAGCCCUGGAAAAGCUGAACAAACCUUCCCAGCUUAAAGACGCUGAGGACAGUCUGUAUAACGACUACGUUGAUGUUUUCUAUAACACCAAACCUUACAAGCACAGAGAUGACCGCCUGCUGCAAGCUCUGGUGGACAUUUUGAAUGAAGAAAAUUAAAAUAAGUCAUGGUCCUGAGUUGGAAAUAUUCAUGCUUCUUCCCCUUAGAUUUUGCCUGUGCCUGAAGUAGUUGUUUUUGUCAUUGAUUCUUAUGCUUAUAAUAUUCUUGGCGAUACUUUUCCUUUUUCUCCCCAAACUGGACAUUUGAAAGAGAUGAGCUCAUAUAGUAAAUCCAGCAUCCUGAAUGGAUCAUAGCUCUUUCAAAGUGUCUCUUCUCUGCUGACACAAGUAAAGUGUUUGUUCUUUCUAGAGCCACAGUUCACACACGGUCCUCAAACCACAUUAGACCGCCUCCUUUGGCCCUCCCAUUUCAUCUCUCAAAAGAAAGGUCGUGAGCUGGGCAAUAGAUUAAUUUGAAAAGUAAUCUACAAAGAAUGAGAGGAAGAAAAUUGUUCUGAUAGCUGUCCCCUGACUUUGCCCUGUGGUUCUUUGAAUUUUGAUGUCACAGAAGGCUUUGGAAAGUCUCCAACAAAAGAGUUCACAAUUAGACCCAGAUCCUAUCUUUUCUAUUACAAAGGACUACUUAUUCAGGGAAUGAACAUCCAGUUGUUUGGGGGCAAAAGCUGGGUGAAUUAGACCCACGAACAGACGUCAGAGUCUGUGUUAUCUGGUUUGAGCAGUGUUAGAACACUCUUUGCCUGGUGUGCCAUGUGAGAGGCCUCUGCGGAUCUAAAGGCGACUGACCCUCACCUGUAUGCUCUGGGCUUCCUGUAUUUCCCCUUCUCAAGAUUCUCCUCACUUGUCUUAGCCACAAACUAUUAAUAAAUACUGAGAGAACUAAUUUAUACUACCUUCUUAGAACAAACUUACAUGUGGGACUUAGCAAAUUCCUAGCUGUAAUUUUUUUUUAGCAAUAAUAACAGAAAACUGCUCAUAACACAGAGAACCAAUCUAACAGGAGAAAUAUUCAUAUUGGAAGAGCCAAUGGGAGGUUUGUUUGUUUUUAAAAUUGUAUUCAUUAGAAUAGGUUUUUCUGGAUCUUUGAAACUAAGUGAUCACUCCUUGACACUAAAGGCUCUUCUACAAUCUUACAACUGAAGAGUAUACAAAUUCUCAUGAAAUUGCUUCCAAGCUUCAAUUCAGAGGACAUGAGGUGGCAGCCCACAGGCCAUAUUUGUUCUUCAGGGAGAUUUUAUUUGGCUUGUAAAAUGUUUUAAAAAUGUGAAUGACUAUUGAAAAUUUGAGAUUUCACAUAUAACCUGAUUCUCAGGCCCAUCUUCCCUUGUGGCGACAGUUGCUUGGAGCUAAGUAGCAGCUGCUCGGCUAGACUUGAAUGCCCGGUUCCCAAGGUGCUCUGCUCCAUGCUGCUGAUGGCAGCCACCUCACCGGCAAACACUCAAUAGGCAUUUUAUUUUGCCCACUGUUGCACUAAAUGAGCAUGUUCAAAGUGUAAAUGCAUUAGAAAAAAAAUCUUAACUUCUUUCAGACAGGAUCUGUAUGAUAAUUAUGAGAAUUUUCCAUGACUUAAUUAAAUUAUUGGCCUCCAAAAUGGUAUUUUAAUCUUCUGAAAGUACCUCUGAUACCUAGUUUGACAUGUUCACUUAAUCUUACCAUGGCUGGAUGCCCAUUUAUUCUAAUUCAUUACUGCCAACCCACUAGCUUCCCAUUCUCUACCUGCUCACAAAGGCUCUAGUCACCUACAGUGCAGUCUCCCAUUGGGUGUGCUAUUUGCAAUACUUCCAUGAAGUCUGAACUUUAUCAGGCUACACAUGAGCUAGACUAAGAAGAAAACACUAGAGUCUGCCACUUGCUUUGGUUUGAAGUAUGGUUUAUAGGACAAAAUUUCAUCCCCUAUUGUACCAUAUGAAUGUGUGCAGUAAAAGGGUAUUUUCAAAUACCCUGAAGCUUCAAGGAUAUUCUCCUAAAAGAACUGUAGUAUCACUUUGUUCUUGGGAGUUCCUCAUGCUGUUCAGUAUGGAGUGUUACAUAGAAUUCUGAAAAUUGCAGCAGAUCAAAAGUGUUAAAGCUGAAAAGGACCAGGGAGUUAUGAGAGAAAUUUUCAACUAAAAACAAAGCUAAGAUCUAGAGAGCCCAAUAAAAGUAAUAAAUGAAAUCUCAUCCUUUCCCCAUUCCUAGCCUAGUGCUAAUUGUCUGAAGCUUUCUUUUCAUUCUUUUAACAGUAUCUUUUCCUGGUUAAAACCCCAAACAACUCAUUGGAUUGUAGCCAAAGGUUCACUCCAGAGAAGCUUUAAUAUUUAAAGUCACGUUUGAAUGUUUCCAACCUGGGGUAUGUUGUUCAGACAAAAAAAAAAAAAAAAUAUUUUUGUCAGUCUUUCUUAGUGCCUGUGUGAAUUUUUGUGAAAAUAUAAAAGAGAAAAAUUAUAUAAUAUUUCCCUCAAAAUUUUAAACUAUAUUUUCUUUACAGGUAUUUAUAAUGUACCAAUGCUUUUAUCAAACAAUUUUAAAAGGCAUAAUAAAUUAUAUUAAAGAACCAAAAUUUUCGUGAGAAUAAGAAAGUUUCAUCCAAUAAAAUAUUUUUUGAAAGGCAUGUUCUUCUGUCAGUAUAAGAAAAAGUAUAAUAUGUAUGUGUUGUGGUAUUAAAAGUGACAUUUGCCUAAUAGCCUAAUAUAAUGUGUAGCUGAGUUUAAUAUAUGUGGUCUUAGCAUUCUUAAGGGAAC
Messenger RNA from Pteronotus mesoamericanus, 5275 nucleotides. RefSeq names its product proprotein convertase subtilisin/kexin type 1 (gene PCSK1). Gene Ontology annotation, molecular function: serine-type endopeptidase activity. NCBI's taxonomy places the organism in Eukaryota, Metazoa, Chordata, Mammalia, Chiroptera, Mormoopidae. The transcript has 14 exons. The coding region runs from base 396 to 2657 and encodes 753 amino acids. Gene Ontology annotation, cellular component: neuron projection; membrane. The record is from RefSeq and is a predicted model, not a curated record. Gene Ontology annotation, biological process: peptide hormone processing.